GAACAUUAUUCCUUCUAACUUGCGAAUUGCGAUGUGAGUUCGAUAUUUCAUGAAACCCUGAUUAUGACGCUGCAGCCUAAAAACCCAUCUGAGUUGCUAUUAUACAGAAUAUUAAACGGCGCCAAUUUAAUUGGAUAUUUUGAAAGUUUUGUCUCACAGGGAGGAGAUGAUGUAAAGCAACUCUGUGAAGCAGGUGAAGAAGAAUUUUUGGAGAUUAUGUCCCUAGUAGGCAUGUCAACAAAACCUCUGCAUGUCCGAAGAUUACAAAAAGUUUUACAAGAAUAUUGUUCAUAUCCUGAAAUAUAUGAACAGGAUUUUUCUACAAAAUUUAAUGUUACCUCAUGUGUUUUAUCAGAUUAUUCAAAAUUAUCUAAUACUCCUAAUCAUAUUAAUACUCAAAGUCUUACCCAUCCUUACGAAUAUACUCAAACUAAUUUUAACGAGGACCUUAAUUUAAAGGAUAAUUCUAGUGAACCUCAUAGAGAAUUGAAAACACAUGAAUUAGAAUAUUCAAAAACUAAUUGGCUUAAUAAAAACCCAUCAUUUAUAUAUAAUUCAUUUGCUAAUUCAGUGGCAAAUGCCAGCAUUCAAGAAUCUCACCAUUUAAAUAAUCAUCCAUUUUUAUAUCAUGAGAAUAACCAUUCCAAAAUUCUGUACACUAAUUCAUCUCCACUCAAAGCCUAUAAUCCUCAAAAUUAUAAUGAUAAUCAAAUAGCAUUUAUUUCACCAGUUUUGGCUUCCAAUAAUAAAAGUCCAUUCUUUCAAAGCAAUAUAAUAGAUAAUAAAAGCUUAUCUGUAAAUAAUUCGCCACCUCAUCCAUCACCUUAUAAUUUUAGUAUUAAAUUAGAAAAUAAUCAAAAUACUCAAAGCAUAGUAAAUAUUGAUGAUCAAAAAGAUAAUGAUGACUUACAUUUAUCAGUCAAGUCAAACUUUUUCAAAAAUAGUUUAAAUAAUAUUUUUGAUCAAAAUAACCUACAAAGUACAGCAGAAUUAUUGCUCAAUACACCGGCAUUUAAAUCUACUCUUCUAGAAUUGGGUAUAGAUUUAUUUGCAACAGCCCACACUACCCCACCUGCCUCAGAAGAUCCCAGCUCAUCAGACAAUGCUCCACCAAAAAUAUCUAGUAACCUUUUGUCUAAUACUAGCAUGGUCAAAGCUGUUUUAUUGGGAGAGGAGAAGGAAAAAAUAAAAGCCAACGUCAUAUCACUCAUCGCAACUUUACCUCCUUACACUCCCAAGAACCUUAACACCAAAAAACCCAUUAACAAGGAGAUAGAUGACCUAAUAAACUCAACAGAUCGAAACAAUGAUUGGGAGAAUAAAGUGCGCAUGUUUGGUGCUAUAUAUGGCAGAUUUGAUUCUAAGCGUAAAGAAAAACCCAUGUCUCUUCAUGAAUUAUACGUAAACGAAGCCGCCAUGGAGAUCUGCAUUAAAAGACCCGAACUUUUGACUCGUCGCGACGAACUUUUUCCCCUGGCCAGACAAGUGGUUAGGGAAAGCGGUUACCAGUACUCUAAGACUAGCAAGAGAGCUCGGGUUGGGUAUGCUAGCUCAAAUAAUGGCAAUAAUCACAAUAAUAAUAAAACGUGUGAUACAACAUUGAAUUCGAGUUCCUUCAUUUCUGCGAAUAACAUGAGCCAAAUCGAUUCAUAUGGAGGAGACGUUAACAACGAUUCCAAUGCAUUACCUAACACUUCUCAUUUAGGUUUUGACUCAUCUGCCAUUAAAUCCGAAUUUAAUCCUAACGAUUUUGUACAACAACUAUACCCACAAACAUCUCAGAACCCAUUAUCGCUACCACCCAACGAUGCUUUCAAUAAUAAAGUUAGGGAAAACAGCAAAAGUACUCCUAAUGUUCCUCCCACAGAUUAUUAUCACGAUGAUGAUAGAAAUUUUUCAACCAUGCCUCAUGCAGCAAAAUCAAUCAGCCAUUUUAAUAAGUAUUCAUCCAUAUCACAUCGUAUCCCAUAUAAUCAAGAUUACCAAUUAGAAACUAUGCCUCCUCGUAUACCCAGCUUAGAAAAACUCAACUCUUAUCUUUACAGUUAUCAGCAACAUAAUCUUACCUCCAAUUCCAAUAAUACUCAAAACCACUGCAAUAUGUUGCCAUCUUAUAUCGACAGAAAUUCGUCUCCCCCUGGCCUAGUCACUCCUUACCAUCCCUCGAAAUCGUUUAAUUUAAAUGUUAUUGAGGAGAGUAGAGACUCGUCUAUAUCUCAUCGACAAAAUCUUUCUAGUAUUUAUCCUUCCAACUCUUUAAUGAUAAACCAAGCUAAUAAUGAAAACGGGGGUUCACUCAUGAUUUCAGAAAAUCCUUCAAACCAUUACCCCGUCAAUUCGUUAAAUUUAGUGAACAACGAAAAUGAGGAUAGAAGCUUACACCAAAUUGCGCAGCAUGAACAACGGAACGAGGUCACGAUCGAUACUCAGCCCAUACAUUUUCCCAAUAUUUAUUCGCCACGAUGUACCUAUAACUCUUAUAACGAGCCAUUUAACCCUAUGCCACAAACGCAUUAUUAUACGGAAAGUUCGAUGACCAAUAAUGAACUCGACGCAAGAAAUAAUAUGAUGGAAAAAAACGAACGAUUGAAAGAGGUGGCUUUAAUGGAUAAUAAACAGAGCGGAGAUAUCGAUAGGCCGACUAGUACCAAUAGUAAUAAUAAUGUUAGGAUCAUGUCUACAUGAAUAGUUUUUUCCCCAGAAAAUUUGGGCAAGGGGGGAAAGCAAUAAUAUUUUUUUUUAAAUAUUGUGAUCCAUCACUCACAGAUGCAUAAAUCAAUUCAGAAAUGUAGGUGCAGACUUAUAUUUAUUUAUUUUUGUUUAUGAACAGUUGUAUAUUAUAUUAAUCAGAUUUUUUUUCACUUCAAAUAGAUACUAUAAACAAUCAAUUAGGUAUUAUUGGUUGUAUUUUAGAAAUUGGAAAUAUAAUUCUUUUUAUUUAUCUAAUUUUUUUUUGUA
This is a messenger RNA of Gordionus sp. m RMFG-2023, 2958 nucleotides long. Its product is annotated as GATA zinc finger domain-containing protein 7-like. The transcript has 13 exons. Gene Ontology annotation, biological process: negative regulation of DNA-templated transcription. Gene Ontology annotation, molecular function: transcription factor binding; transcription coregulator activity. Gene Ontology annotation, cellular component: nucleus. Bases 64 to 2685 code for a protein of 873 amino acids. The record is from RefSeq and is a predicted model, not a curated record. NCBI's taxonomy places the organism in Eukaryota, Metazoa, Nematomorpha, Gordioida, Chordodea, Parachordodidae.